CUGCCUUCCACGGCGUCCGGCCUUUUUUCUCUUAAACAACUCCUCUCCGGGUUUUAUUAAUGCGGAAUGAGUGAUCAAAAGAAGGAAGCCAUGGCCACUGAUGGGGGGAAAGCCAGUGGAGGUGAUGGGGGUACGAAAGGGAAAACUUCUGGAUCACAGGAUGCACAGCCGUCUCCUCUUGCAUUGCUUGCAGCGACGUGCAGUAAAAUCGGAGGUGUUGGCGCUGAGGGUCAGGCGGCUGCACAACAGCAGAUAAUAAUCGACCCGAGCCAAGGUCUGCUUCAGCUGCAGAACCCCACACAGCAGCUGGAGCUGGUCCCGGCACAGCUCACCGGAAACGGCUGGCAGAUCAUCGCCACCUCCCCUGCAACCGCAACCAAGGACAGCAUUCAACAGGCUGGCGCUAAUGCAGCGUCCAGCGAAGCCGCAGCCGGCCGGAAAGUCAAGGCCGUCGGCUCUAAUAAUGCAGCGCAGCAGCAGUUUCAGAUCAUACAGGUGCAGAACCUGCCCAACUCGUCCGGCGGGAUUCAGUAUCAGGUCAUCCCGCAUCUUCAAACCGCUGACGGACAGCAGAUCCAAAUAAGCCCCAGCAACCCCGCAGCCUUAAGCGUUCAGCCCGAACAGAUCCAGCUCAUUUCCACCGGAAACAACCAAGCCAUUCUGGCCACGCCACAGAGGACGGGAUCCGCCAGCAUCGUCCAAAACCAGACCAUCCCGCUUCAGAUCAGGCCGUCAUUUCCUCUGCAGCUCCAGACCAUUCAGGGUACGCAAGCACCAAUGGUGACUACAUUACCCAUAAACCUCGGCGGCGUGACUUUGGCUCUGCCGGUGAUCAAUAACGUAGCAGGAGCCGGCGGUUCUGUUCAGCUUCUCCAAUCCAGCGAUGGCAGCAUCUCCAAUGGAAACCAGCUGAUCACGACGGUCACAACAAGCACAGCAGAUUCCACAGGGAGUUCGACCUCCACCACGACCGCCACAGGAAGCGAUUCGGUCGUCGUGACUUCAGCUGAUGGACUAUCUACGACGUCCAUGGUGUCCGCCGAGAGCCCAAAGGAUAAUGAAGCAGAUUUAACCCAAUCCAACGGCCUCCAAUCCACAUCUGAGCAGGCCGGACAAAUCCAGCAGUUCCAGAUCGUGGGCCACCCGGUGCUCCAGCAGAUCCAGAUCCAGUCUCCGCAGCAGCAGGUGGUGCAGGGCUCCAUACAGAUCCAGCCCGGGCAGACUUUACAGCCGGUCCAGCAAAACCUCCAGCUGCAGGCCUUCCAGAACCCGGCGCAGGUGCUGAUCCGGACGCCCACGCUCACGCCGUCGGGGCAGAUCAGCUGGCAGACGGUGCAGGUGCAGAACGCAGGCAUGCCCCAGCAGCUGACGCUCGCCCCGGUGGCGUCCAGCGCAGGCGGUGGGACGUUUGCUCAGAUUGCUCCGCUGACGCUCGGAGGCUCACCUAUCACGCUCAGCGCCGCGCAGCUGCCCGCGGGCUCAGGGGUGCAGACGGUCAACAUUGCCGGUCUGGGGGCGGCUGGAGUGCAGGUGCAGGGCGUCCCGCUCACCAUCACCGGUGUACAAGGUCAACAGCAGGGUCAGGAUGGGGUCAAAGUUCAGUCCGCUCCAGUGACGGUGACCGUUGGGAACAUCAGCAACGCUGUGAGUCCUGAGCAGAUGGGGCAGGUCCAGAGCCCGUCCGAUCAGGAGGGUCAACCCAGCAAGAGGCUGCGCAGGGUGGCCUGUUCCUGCCCCAACUGCAGAGAUGGAGAGGGCAGAAACAACAGCGACCCGUCAAAGAAGAAGCAGCAUGUGUGUCAUAUGGAGGGUUGUGGGAAGGUUUAUGGGAAAACGUCUCACCUGAGGGCUCACCUGCGCUGGCACACAGGAGAACGACCAUUCGUCUGUAACUGGAUCUUCUGUGGGAAACGCUUCACGCGGAGCGACGAGCUGCAGCGGCACCGCAGAACACACACAGGUGAGAAGAGGUUCGAGUGUCCCGAAUGCUCCAAGAGGUUCAUGCGGAGCGACCACCUGUCAAAGCACAUCAAAACCCACCAAAACAAGAAAGGUGGAGCAGCUCUUACCAUCAUCACCACAGACGAGAUGGAGGAGGAGGUGGAUGAGGUGUUGGGCUCGCCGAGGAUCGUUACAGUGGCGACGCUCUCACAUGAUUCCAACCCGGCCACGCCCACCACUUCAAACAAUUUAGAGGAGGAGUUUGAGUAGUUUUCCCUCCAAAAAAAAAAAAAAAAAAAAA
Danio rerio (zebrafish) is the source of this 2242-nucleotide messenger RNA. RefSeq names its product sp4 transcription factor (gene sp4). Gene Ontology annotation, biological process: embryonic limb morphogenesis; positive regulation of fibroblast growth factor receptor signaling pathway; embryonic pectoral fin morphogenesis. Gene Ontology annotation, cellular component: nucleus. Lineage: Eukaryota; Metazoa; Chordata; Actinopteri; Cypriniformes; Danionidae. The record is from RefSeq and is marked provisional.